This is a messenger RNA of Bolinopsis microptera, 1326 nucleotides long. Its product is annotated as digestive cysteine proteinase 2-like. The record is from RefSeq and is a predicted model, not a curated record. Lineage: Eukaryota; Metazoa; Ctenophora; Tentaculata; Lobata; Bolinopsidae. Gene Ontology annotation, cellular component: lysosome. The coding region runs from base 1 to 1326 and encodes 441 amino acids. The transcript has 9 exons. Gene Ontology annotation, molecular function: cysteine-type endopeptidase activity.
AUGUUGCGAUUACUCUGUCUGCUGUCCGUGUGCUUGUCUGUUUGUGUGUCGGAUGUCGACAAGGCAUGGGCUAAAUUCCGACAGAAGAAGUACACGUCUUUUAUUAUAACAGAGGGAGUGGGUGAGGAUGGGGAACCCAUUGAGACAAUCGAGGAUACUGUAAAUGAUCUGAAAAGGAAGGAGGAAAAAGCAAGAUUUACAAACUUCAAGAAAACGUUCUCACUAAUAGAGGAAACAAACAAAGGACAGAAAGACUUCCAGGCAGAUGUCAACGACUUUGCAGACUAUUCUGAGUCAGAGUGGGAGGUCAACCUUUUCGGUUUGAACAUGACGAGAAGGGCGGAGGAGGAAGGAAUGUUUGCUCCUGAGGAGGCCGGUGUUAGCUCAGAAGGUGCCCCAGAUUCAGUUAACUGGGUGGAGAAAGGAAAGGUAACUGGGAUCAAGUUUCAAGGCGUCUGUGGAAGUUGCUGGGCCUUUGCAGCAAUCUCCGUCUUGGAGUCUCACUAUGCUAUAUACGGGGGAAGUUUGAAGUUCAUGAGCGAACAACAGUUGCUGGACUGUGUGUACCCUGACGAAGACGCUUGUCAAGGAGGGUGGUACAGUGACGGGUGGGUUGCUAUCAGAUCCCGACUAUACAACUCACUGCCCACAGAGACCAGUUACCAGUACCUAGGUUCCACUACACAGUGCGUCAGACAGAGAGGAGAUAACGCACUGGUAGCUGCUAAUGUGGACUAUCCUCAGAUCGUCAGCGUUCCUUACUCUGAUCAGCAGAGUGGUCCGAUCUACGACCAAGAUCUAGCUAACGCUGUAGCUAUAGGACCUGUAGCUGUUGCUAUGAGGGUCGUUAGUACAUUCAAAGUCUACAAAGGGGGCCUGUACACUGAACAGAACUGCAAAAGUGGAAAUCCAAACCAUGCGGUUGUGGUGGUGGGAUACACUCCGGAGCGGUUCAAGAUCCGAAACUCCUGGGGUACGUCCUGGGGAGAGAAGGGGUACGCUUGGUUUGACAGGAGGGUUCAAAACCAGUGCUGGAUAGCUAAGUGGGCCGAGUACCCUAAACUCACCGACACUGGCAAACCUGACGAAAAGAAAUCGGAGGAUCCCUGCCAGUCUCUGACAUGUCUGAACCGCGGAGUGUGCGCCCCCAGCAAGGACAAGAGAACAGCACGAUGUUUCUGCCCUAUCGGAUUUGAGGGAGACAACUGCGAAGCUAAGGCCUGUGUGGACGUUAUCAAGAGGUGUCCUAAACCAGCGUCCAAGAAGUGCAGGAACAAGAAAUAUCAGACCAAGUGUCCUGUCACCUGCGGAUCUUGUUAUAAUUGA